CGGAAACCAAAUACGAGAAUGGUAGAUCGUAAAUUUGUGAAAGCACCACAGGUUGCUUAGAGCAGCGACAAGACAACAACGACGCAAUUGAACCCAACAAGAAAGAGCGAGAGUUUAGAAUUGGGGAAAAGCUUUCGUUGAUUGUUCGCUCUUUGGUUUCUGGCUUUUUGGUUGGGGACUGGGGAGGAAGCAGGAAAGGGAAAUGUAAGAAGAAGAAGAAGAAGAAGAAGCAAGUAGCAGAAGAGGGACGAUGGGAAAUAAGAUUGCACGCACGACCCAAGCGUCGGCGUCGGAGUAUUACCUGCACGAUCUCCCGUCGUCGUACAAUCUGGUCUUGAAGGAGGUCCUAGGGCGAGGCCGUUUCCUCAAAUCGAUACAGUGCAAGCACGACGAAGGGCUCGUCCUCGUCAAGGUCUACUUCAAGCGUGGCGACUCCAUCGAUCUCAAGGAAUACGAGCGUCGCCUUUUCCAAAUCCGCGAAACCUUCCGCUCCCUCCAACACCCUCACGUCUGGCCCUUUCAAUACUGGCUUGAAACGGAUAAAGCAGCUUAUCUUCUCAGGCAAUACUUCUUCAAUAAUCUUCACGACCGAUUGAGUACUCGGCCUUUCCUUAGUUUGGUCGAGAAGAUAUGGUUGGCCUACCAGUUACUAUAUGCAGUGAAGCAGAGCCACGAGAAUGGUGUUUGUCAUGGUGAUAUCAAGUGCGAGAAUGUUUUGGUCACAUCUUGGAAUUGGCUUUACCUCGCUGAUUUUGCGUCUUUUAAGCCGACUUACAUACCUGAUGAUGACCCCUCCGAUUUCUCGUUCUUCUUUGACACUGGAGGGAGAAGGCGCUGUUAUCUUGCACCAGAGAGAUUUUAUGAGCAUGGAGGGGACACACAAAUUGCAUCAGAUGCACCAUUAAGGCCAUCCAUGGACAUCUUCUCUGUAGGAUGUGUUAUUGCAGAGCUUUUUCUUGAAGGGCAGCCAUUAUUUGAACUAUCACAGCUACUUGCAUAUCGUAGAGGGCAAUAUGAUCCUAGCCAACACCUUGAAAAAAUUCCAGAUGCUGGAAUCCGAAAGAUGAUUCUUCAUAUGAUUCAGUUGGAUCCAGAGUCACGCCUGCCUGCUGAGGGCUACCUACAGAAUUAUGCAAGCAUUGUGUUUCCUAGUUUCUUCUCACCAUUUCUUCAUAAUUUCUUUUCCUGCUUGAUUCCUCUUGAUUCUGAUACAAGGGUUGCAGUUACGCAAAGUGCCUUCCAUGAGAUACAUAAGCAAAUGAUGAGCAACAACACAAAUGAGGAUAUAUGCCCUGUACCAUGCACACCUUCAAAUUCCUUAAAUGGAGAACCUCUCAAACAGAUGGACAAUGCAAAGGAACACUUUAGUACAGCAAAAGACUCCUUGAGGAAGAGAGCAGAAUUAGAGAAAGGCUUGUUCAGUGAUCAGUUACUUAUUGGUGAUAUCAACUCCCUCCUUAAGGAUGUGGAACAAAGUAAUCACUGUUCUAAUACUAAGCCAGUGGCUAGUGCUGCUUCUGGAAGUUCUGAUGCAAGUUCUGCUAUAUCUAUCCAAAAUCCAGGGCACUGCAGUGGGCAUUCUCCAGGGCGAGCCCUUCAAAGUAUUCCUAAUGGAUUUAAGGGAAGUGAUCACCCUUAUUUAAGGAAGAUUAUGAAGAGCGACUUGAACUCAUUGAUGUUUGAGUAUGAUAGCCAAACAGAUAUUUUUGGAAUCCCUUUCUCUCCUAUUCCCCGACGUACUAUGAGCUGUGAAGGUAUGGUCCUGAUUGCCUCACUGCUUUGUUCCUGCAUACGUAGCGUUAAAUUGCCACAACUGCGGAGAGGGGCUGUCCUUCUGCUUAAGUCUUCUUCCUUGUAUAUUGAUGAUGAAGACCGCUUGCAGCGUGUGCUUCCAUAUGUAAUUGUGAUGCUUUCUGAUCCAGCUGCAAUUGUGCGCUGUGCUGCCUUAGAGACCUUGUGUGACAUUCUGCCAUUAGUUAAGGAUUUCCCUCCCAGUGAUGCAAAAAUUUUUCCAGAGUAUAUUCUUCCUAUGUUAUCUAUGCUUCCAGAUGAUCCAGAAGAGAGUGUACGGAUUUGUUAUGCUAGCAAUAUCUCCAAGCUUGCAUUAACUGCUUAUCGUUUCUUGAAUCACUCACUAAGCUUGAGUGAGGCAGGGGUUCUUGACAAAUUGAGUCUAUCUGAUAAAUCAUCAACUUCAUCUAUUGAGACUUCUGGUCGACUGCAGAGUGAAAGCUGUGAUGCACAGCUUGCUCAGUUGCGAAAGUCCAUAGCUGAGGUUGUCCAAGAACUGGUAAUGGGCCCAAGGCAAACUCCAAAUAUCCGGAGAGCCCUCCUACAGGACAUUGGAAAUCUUUGUUGCUUCUUUGGUCAGAGGCAGAGUAAUGACUUUCUUUUACCUAUUCUUCCUGCUUUUCUAAAUGACCGGGAUGAGCAGCUAAGGGCUGUAUUCUAUGGACAGAUUGUUUUUGUAUGCUUUUUCAUAGGUCAAAGAAGUGUAGAAGAAUAUCUUUUGCCUUAUAUUGAACAGGCCUUAAGUGAUCCAAUGGAGGCAGUCAUUGUUAAUGCAUUGGAAUGUUUAGCUAUGCUGUGCAAAAGUAAUUUCUUGCGGAAGAGGAUAUUACUUGAAAUGAUUGAACGUGCUUUCCCAUUGCUAUGUUACCCCAGUCAGUGGGUAAGAAGGUCAGUGGUCACUUUUAUUGCAGCUAGUAGUGAUAAUUUGGGUGCUGUAGAUUCGUAUGUUUACCUAGCUCCAGUUAUACGCCCUUUCCUCCGAAGACAGCCGGCAUCUUUAGCUUCAGAAAAGUCCCUCCUUUCAUGUCUCAAGCCACCAGUCUCACGACAAGUAUUCUACCAAGUCUUACACAAUGCUAGGAGUUCGGACAUGUUAGAGAGACAGAGAAAGAUAUGGUACAAUCCAUCUGCACAGUCAAAGCAAUGGGAGGCCGAGGAAUUGAACAAAAGAGGGAUGGGGGAAUUGAAUCCCAUUAAGAGUUGGCCUGGUAGACAAUCUGAUUUUCCAGGUCAAAAACCUGUUGAUAGUGGUAUUCCACAAGUAGGGAUACCUGAGGGUGAUGAUACCGAGACUAAACAAAGAGCAACAGGAAGCUUCAUGCCUACUGCUUCUAGUGCAAUUGAUGUUCGAGAUCCUUUAUGUUCAGAAAAGUUGCAAUUUUCUGGCUUUAUAACUCCACAUGUUAGUGGUGGAAAUAGUUUUAUUUGUGAUGGAUCAUCUGAAGGUAUACCUUUGUAUUCUUUUAACAUGGACAAGCAAGCAGCUGGGCAUGCUUCUGCAGGAUCUGAUUCUUCAUCACAGUGGAACUCACUGGGGAUUAGUUCAUCAUCCAUGCCUUGGAUAGAUCCAGUCAAUAAAUCAUUUAGCUUGGCUAGUUCAGUUACAGCUCCCAAGCUUGUUUCAGGUUCCUUCAGCAUUGGUGGUGGCUCUAAACAGUUCUACAAAGUUGUGAGAGAAGAAGGCAGAGAAAAUGAGCAAAUGACCUAUAUCAGCAACAAGUUUCAAGACAUUGGCCUAUCAGGCAUGCGAAAAGGAAGCUCAUCCAUAAACAUGGAAGAUGCCUCUUCACAAACUGAUACUACUGGUCUAACAGCAUUUGGUCGAGCAGCAUCUGUCCCAGACACAGGAUGGAGGCCUCGUGGUGUGCUUGUGGCACAUCUCCAGGAGCACCGUUCCGCUGUCAAUGAGAUUGCCAUUUCCACUGAUCACAGCUUUUUUGUGAGUGCAUCUGAUGAUUCUACUGUUAAGGUAUGGGAUACCCGAAAGUUGGAAAAGGAUAUAUCUUUUAGGUCUAGGUUGACUUACUCUCUAGAUGGAAGCCGUGCACUAUGUGCUGCAAUGCUACGGGGGUCUGCACAAGUUGUUGUUGGAGCAUGUGAUGGAACAAUACAUAUGUUCUCUGUUGAUUACAUAUCCAGAGGUUUGGGCAGUGUUGUUGAGAAGUAUUCAGGUAUUACAGACAUCAAGAAGAGGGAGGUUGGGGAAGGGGCCAUUCUCAGCCUGUUAAAUUACACAACUGAUGGAUGUGCCAGUCAAACUAUUAUGUACAGCACCAGGGGAUGUGGAAUCCAUCUUUGGGAUACAAGAACUAAUUCAACAGCAUGGACAUUGAAAGCAUCUCCUGAGGAGGGCUUUGUAUCUUCUCUGGUGACAGGUGCUUGUGGUAAUUGGUUUGUUUCAGGCUCUUCAAGGGGUGUUCUUACUCUUUGGGAUCUGAGGUUCCUCAUACCAGUUAAUUCAUGGCAGUAUUCUUUGGUAUGCCCCAUAGAGAAAUUGUGUCUAUUUAUUCCCCCUCCAAGUGCUUCAUCAUCUGCUACAGCAAGGCCCCUAGUAUAUGUAGCAGCAGGCUGUAAUGAAGUUUCCCUCUGGAAUGCGGAGAAUGGUAGCUGCCAUCAGGUGUUCAGACUAUCAAACAAUGACAGUGAUGCUGAAAUCUCUGAUCUUCCUUGGGCCUUAGCCAGGCCUUCCAGCCUGGCCAGUCUGAAACAAGAUCUGAGACGAAGUUUCAAUCCUAAGUACCGAGUUGAUGAAUUGAAUGAACCUCCCCAUCGUCUCCCUGGUGUCCGUUCACUGCUUCCCCUACCUGGAGGAGAUUUGUUGACCGGAGGGACUGACCUUAAGAUACGUCGCUGGGACCAUUGCAGUCCUGAUCGUAGUUAUUCUGUUUGUGGACCUUCACUGAAGGGAAUUGGAAAUGGUGAAUUUUAUGAAACCAGAUCCAGUUUUGGAGUGCAGGUAGUGCAGGAGACAAACAGGCGAUCUCCAGCAACCAAAUUGACACCUAAAGCUCUCCUUGCGUCUGCUGCAACUGAUCCUGCAGGUUGCCACCGCGACUCCAUUCUAUCUCUUGCUUCUGUCAAGUUGAAUCAGAAACUGUUGAUAUCAAGCAGUAGAGAUGGUGCCAUCAAGGUGUGGAAGUAAAGAUCAAGGAUGACACGUCUGGGUGGCUCAUUGUAUAUAUGCAUGACAGUUGUAGGAAAUUGUAUAUUAUGUUCUGGGAGGUGAAAUGUUACUCUCCCCGAGGAUGAUGAUAAUGAGCUUUUAGGUUAUACCCAUUGUUUAGGAAUUUCCUGAAUAGCCCUUGUCUAGGUUGUAUAGCAUGUUAAGAGUGGAAGGGUUGCUCAGGAUUUGGAAGCUAUUAUUUUUCCAUCUCUUUUAUUAUUUUAUCUCCAUUAAUUUCUGGAAAAAGAAAAGACGGUAUUAGGAUACAAGUAGUUAGUAGUGGGACGAGUCAUCCCAGAGAAUGAGUAUUUAUACGUCUUUUGCUUCUUUCUGCCAAUAGGGGACUUCCACAUCUUUCAGGUUUGCUGUUUGCAGCGAGGUGAGGUAUAUUACUGACUCGUAAUCUGAUUCGGUAGUUCUUCCCUU
This is a messenger RNA of Nelumbo nucifera (sacred lotus), 5380 nucleotides long. It is a transcript of the gene VPS15, whose product is annotated as protein kinase family protein / WD-40 repeat family protein. NCBI's taxonomy places the organism in Eukaryota, Viridiplantae, Streptophyta, Magnoliopsida, Proteales, Nelumbonaceae. Gene Ontology annotation, cellular component: late endosome; phosphatidylinositol 3-kinase complex, class III, type II; nucleus-vacuole junction. Gene Ontology annotation, biological process: protein phosphorylation; late endosome to vacuole transport; protein targeting to vacuole. The record is from RefSeq and is a predicted model, not a curated record. Gene Ontology annotation, molecular function: ATP binding; protein serine/threonine kinase activity; protein binding.